AUGGCCGACCUUGAUACCUUACUUCAAGACUUUUCAUACCUCAAAUCACUUGAACACCGCAACGAACCCCCGCGCAAACUCAAUGCUCGACUUCAGCUGCCUGAUCCUUCUGACUACUUUGUGCGCUACUGCCAAUGGAAACACCUCGAGCUCAACAUGGUCAUCACCCGUGAAGACUUUGAAGUCCAUCGACUCAUUGGUCGCGGUGGCUUUGGAGAAGUCUAUCCAUGCCGAAAACGUGACACGGGCCACAUCUUUGCCAUGAAGCGCCUCGACAAGCGCCGACUCAAAAUCCGAAAUCAAGAAACCUCAGCCUCACACGAGCGCAAUGUUCUGGCUGAGAUGAACUCCAAGUUCGUCACCAACCUCAAGUACGCCUUUCAGGACAAAGAUCACCUUUACCUCAUCAUGGACUUGCUCGAGGGCGGCGACUUGCACUUCCACCUCAAACGCGGUCCAUUUGCAGAACCCACCGCGGCUUUUUACGCGGCUGAGAUUGUCCUCGGCUUGGUGCACAUGCACUCGCGUGACCUGAUCUACCGCGAUCUCAAACCAGCCAACAUCUUGCUGGACCGCUCGGGUCAUGCCCGUAUCUCCGACCUGGGCCUUGCCCGCUACACUGUGCGCAACCUGCCCACCUCAGAAUGCGGCACGGUCGGUUACAUGGCGCCUGAAGUCUUACAGGCAGGCGUCGAGUAUUCGUACGAAGCCGACCUUUUCAGCCUCGGCUGUGUCAUUUUUGAAUUUCUCACGGGCCGCAAUCCGUGGCGCUUCCACGAUGGCAAACGCCAAUCAAAAGAUAACACGCGUCAGGCCAUUCUAGAGACGGAGGUCGUUCUGCCCGAUGACAUGUCCACUGAUGCUCGUGACAUUAUCACGCAAUUGCUGCACAAAGACCCAACCAAGCGCCUGGGCUCUGGUGAUCGAUCCCUGCAGGCCGUUCGCAAGCACGCCUUCUUCAAAACCGUCAACUGGGCAGCACUAGCUGAUCAUCGCCUUGAGGCCCCCAUUCAGCCGUUCCGCAACCGCGUCAAUGCCAGCGACGUGCACGAGAUUGAUCGACAUGAUGAGCGUGACAUCAAACACGUCACCGUGACGGCCCAGGAACAAGACAAGUACUACGGUCACUUUACCCAUACCAUGUCCCAUGAAUGGCAGCGCGAGAUCCUCGCUUCCAUGUAUGAUAUGAUGGUCUCAGCUGCUGAUAAGGCAGAUGCCAAGUGGCACAAGAAGAUGGCCCAGGGUGACCACGACACGACGGGUUGUAUCUUGCAGGGCAACAUCAAGCGGCGUGGUGGCAUGCUUGGUCAAUGGAAGGCCGGGUUCGCCUUUGUCUUUCGUGAUCGCAUUGACGUGCACCCAGCCAUCAACGUGCGUUGCAUCGCCUACUGCAAGCCUGCCUGCCGUGUGCUAGCCAAUGUUGACCUGCGUCACUACUCCUCACCAACAACCGCCUGCUGGCACCAAACAAUACAGAAACCUAUGCGAAAGCGCAUUGUCUUUGAGGCAGGCACAGUCAUUGACGACCACAGCGAUUGCAUUAUCAUCCACAACAAUACGACCAACAUUUCUAUCAAACCAGCCGUACGUGGCGGCCGCCUGCGCAUCGCCUCACCCUUGCGUUGA
Molecule: messenger RNA, 1626 nt
Organism: Monosiga brevicollis MX1
Lineage: Eukaryota; Choanoflagellata; Craspedida; Salpingoecidae
Exons: 7
Coding region: 1-1626 (541 amino acids)
Biological process (GO): protein phosphorylation; signal transduction
Molecular function (GO): G protein-coupled receptor kinase activity; ATP binding
Source: RefSeq, a predicted model, not a curated record